ACAGGAAACGAAAAUCUGAACUUUGUUGACGAAUGAUCCGUGUGAAACAGCACGGAUAUUUAUCGGAAUUAGUUACAGUUACCGGAAUAAGACGAAAAGGAUCUUGACUGGUCUCAGGACAUCCUUGCCGAUAAUGGAUGAUCCUGGCAGUGGUGGAGAGGAAAGAGAUCAUGCUGCAGAUGAUGGCACAUCCUCUGUCAGAGAUGAUGAUCUGAAAGAUGGGGAUAACUCUGGGGCAAAUGGAGUUGUCCCCCUUGAGAGGCCGGUGACACCAGGUCAGGAUGCUGAAGCUCAGUCAAACACUGUGGACACGGAAGGUGGUGAGGAUAAUGUGCAACAAAGAGCAGACAAUGUUGCAGAGCCUGUGAGGCAAGAUGAAGAUGGCGAGAGUCCACCGGUUGAGCCUGAUGGUGAGAGUCCACUGGUUGAGGCGGUUCCAGCUGAAGCUACUGCUGGUUCUUCUGAACCAGACCAGGAUGUGGAUGAAGCCAAGAAAACACCUACUAUCCCUGCAGAGAAUCCUCAGAACAUAUCGGGAGAAGAUGGUGAGCCGGACCACAAGGAAACAAAGACUGGUGUUAUUGAUGUUACCACAAGUGGAACAGUUGAAGAACACAGGGAUGAAGUUCCAGACAUUUCGGCACAAUCUGGAGAACCUAGGCCUGCUUCACCCUUUUCAUCGCCCGAGACCAAGGUGUCGGGUGUCAUGAGCGACCCCGGGGAUUCCUUUGGGUCGCACCAUUUUGAUACUGGUAGAGAGAGUGAAGAAGAAACAGAUGGUAGGGAGACCAACAGAGAGAACAGUGAUGAGGCUAGGGUUGUUGUCAAGGAGGUUCUCAGCAAAGCACUUAUGAUGAACAGUGAUAGUGACACAUCUUUAAAGUCUGACUCUGGAAAUGUUCCAGCAGACACGUUGGCUGCUGAUGGUGCUGCAGCUCUAUCAGUCGGAGGGGGCACUGAAGCGGAUGGGGAUGCUGAUUCCAAAGGUCCGGCUGAUCUAUCUGUAGAUAAGCAUUUACAGCAAACGGAUCCGAGUGGUGAGGAAAAAAUGUUUGGUGUAGAUCAAGAUGGUAAUAAACGUACAACAGAAGAGGACCUUCCUUCUAUUCUUAUGGAACAAAACCAAGACUUUGAUGAAAGUAGCCCUGAAGCUGAUCGGGUUGUUGAGCCACAAAUGAAGGGAGCUGAGGAUGAAGACGACGAUGAAGCUGAAGGCGAUGAUGAUGAUGAUGACGAUGAUGAUAUUAAGGUUGUCUGUAUCGAGGAAGGUUCUCCAUAUCCGGAAUACCCUAUGAAUUACGGUAACUACAAAGUGUGCAGGCAGGUUUCACCAGGAGUCAAAGAGUGUAUGAUAUUAGAGACUGGAGAACACAUCAAGUAUGAUAAAAAGACAGGAAAAUGGACCAGCUCAGAAUGUCCACCCACUUCGCCAAGAAGGUCAGAUGAUGAGAGUGCUCGACGCUCACUGAGUGAAAGCUCAGCGAGCUCCCAUAAGUCUGAUAAUGAAGGUGAGAGAAAGGCGUUCAAGAUUGUGAAGACUCCCCCCGGGAUGAAGGGCACUGUUUUCAUGAGCCUAAAACUCAGGGAAUCUUCAGAGCUUGAUGAUGCAAAUGGGCAAGUGGAUGCAGAGAGAAGUGAGGUGGGUGAUGGAAGGCAACAAGUGCAAGAGCAGGACAUGAAGGAUGAUGAACAAGAUAACACAAGUGGAGCAGGUCAGGAAGCCCAGGAUGACACACGAGAAGGUUCCGGUGCUGAGGCUGAGCAGGUAUCGGAUGUUCUUGAAACCUCGCCCGAGGAAGUUCAGUCUGGGAGGAAGGUAAAUGAAGAUGGGGAACUGCAGGAAUCCUACCUGUCUGAAGUUCCUGCCAAGGGCAUUCUGAAGACCAGGCAGGAGCAAGAGGUGCCACCCAGCAGACCAAGCAAUUCUGGAAGCCCAUCUCUGGGUAAGCCUCCUAUCUCACCACGGAUGAGAUCCAGCUAUGAACGGAGAGAUCAUACUUAUAGGUCUUCACGGAGGGAGGAGAUUGAUGGGAGGCGCUAUGAGAAUGUUGAUCAGAGCCGAGAAUCCUACACGUCUGAUUAUGGGAAUAAGCGUGAGCGGUAG
Molecule: messenger RNA, 2104 nt
Organism: Haliotis rubra (blacklip abalone)
Lineage: Eukaryota; Metazoa; Mollusca; Gastropoda; Lepetellida; Haliotidae
Product: clumping factor A-like
Exons: 2
Coding region: 134-2104 (656 amino acids)
Source: RefSeq, a predicted model, not a curated record